This is a messenger RNA of Blepharisma stoltei, 1462 nucleotides long. NCBI's taxonomy places the organism in Eukaryota, Ciliophora, Heterotrichea, Heterotrichida, Blepharismidae. The record is from the annotation of a GenBank genome assembly.
AUGGAUUCUUGUGAAGAUCAAAAUCCUUCACUUAUACAAGGCGCAACAAAAAGAUAUUUCAGCCAAGGCUCAGAUUUUACUUAUAAUCAAAAUAAAAAGAGAAGAAGCAACACUGGAGGCGAAAUCUUUGACCAAGGAAGCAGUAGUUUGUCAAACUCUUUUAUUGAUUCAAAAAGUAACACCUCAAUGACUGAUACAAGAAGAAAAAACUUUACAGUUCCGAUGCCAUUCCAGCUGCACACUGAAAUGCGUUCAAAUAAUAAAUGUCUUGCUACUAAAGAAAAUAAUUCUUCUGAAAUAUUUAAGAGGCCGAUUUUUAAAGCAAGGCCAAUGCCGAAAUUCUAUAAACCUUUAUUGCAGAAAUCUGCCUCUCUUACAAGCUUAUCUGAACAAUCGACUUCUUUUUCAAAUUCUGGUUCAAAUGAAUUCAAAGCAAGACCUGUGCCCCAUUAUAAGCCUUUUGAAAUUAAAAAAGAAGAAAGAGAAUCAAUUGCUAUUAAACCAUUCAAUUUGAGAACAGAAGAAAGAGGCCUUGAAAAAGAAAUGACCUUCAAUCAAAAGUUGAGGGCGAAGACCAUGGUUGAAAAUGAGCUCAGAUACUUCAAAGCGAACCCUAAGCCCGAAUUUAAACCAAUACCAUUAAAAGAGCCUGAAGGGUCCAUCACUCUUCCAGAUCCUUUUGUGCUUGAAACGGACUUAAGAGCAAGAAGGAAAUCAGUCUCACAAACUACAAGCAUUCAGAAGUUUACUGCAAAGCCUAUGCCUGAUUUUAGUCGUCCUUUCACCCCAGCACAUGAAAAUAAGCACUUCAUUCAGCCAUCCAACUUUGAGUUGUACUCUUCUAAGCGAGCAAAAGAAAGAGAGGCCUUUGAAGUAAUGAUGAAAAACAAGGAAAAUAUGAUGCAAAUUGAAACUGAGAAACAGAAUCAAUUAAAGAUGGAAAUAGAGGCUGAAGAAUUGAAAAAUUAUCGAAAAAGCUUACUCAACCCUCAAUCAGCCAAAAACUUUACUCUUUAAUGAUUUGGUAAAAAUUAAUAUGAUUUUUAUUUUAAAAAAUGGCAUUUUGCAAAAAACUUGCCUUUUUAAAUAUAAAAAUUACGUUUUAGAAUAUAAGCUUAUUAAAAUUUAUGAAAAUUAGUUAGAUUUCAUUUUAAAACAAUUAUUCAUAUAUCAUAAUAUUUUUAUAAAAAAAAUCUUUUGCUCUCUACAGAUUUUUUUUCAAAGAUCGUUCAGUUAAGAGAAGGUGCUAGAGUUUAAAGCUCAGCCACUGCAAGACAUAUCUCCAUUUAUUGCAUCUCGGUCACAAGCAAUUCUCACCAAUCCUCAAAGCCCUAACCUCGCGACAAAAGAGCGCUCCUUGAAAAGAAGAUUAAACUUUACAAAUAGUGAAUGUCCUACCACAAAUCACUCUUUAUUUUCAUCUUCUUCCAUAGAUAGCCACUGUCCGAUGGAUCUUGAUUAA